Messenger RNA from Hippopotamus amphibius kiboko, 4695 nucleotides. RefSeq names its product triadin (gene TRDN). Gene Ontology annotation, molecular function: signaling receptor binding. The coding region runs from base 250 to 2448 and encodes 732 amino acids. NCBI's taxonomy places the organism in Eukaryota, Metazoa, Chordata, Mammalia, Artiodactyla, Hippopotamidae. Gene Ontology annotation, cellular component: sarcoplasmic reticulum; membrane. The transcript has 41 exons. The record is from RefSeq and is a predicted model, not a curated record.
UUUUGUUCGAAGCUGAUACUUCUGCCUGAGCCACAAGUGCUGCUUGGAAAGGGCUCAGGUUGUUUCCAGGGGGAGAACUCUGCAGAGAAGAGAGGAAGUUCAACAGGACAACAAAGGAGCAGCAGAAACAGCCAGGAAAACGAAGAGCCCUCACGCUUUCACACAGAGCCCCCUAUCAGAGUUCUCCAAUCCUAAAGUAUUCUGCAAAGUGCCACUUGACCGGAAUUUUUGCCUGCCUUUCCAACCACCAUGACUGAGAUCACGGCUGAAGGAAAUACAUCUACGACCACAACUGUGAUAGACAGCAAGAAUGGAUCUGUGCCCAAAUCCCCUGGAAAAGUGCUGAAGAGGACCGUCACAGAAGACAUAGUGACAACAUUCAGCUCCCCAGCAGCCUGGCUUCUGGUCAUCGCUCUGAUCAUCACGUGGUCAGCUGUGGCCAUUGUUAUGUUUGACCUAGUGGAUUACAGAAACUUUUCAGCAAGCUCUAUUUCCAAGAUUGGCUCAGAUCCUCUAAAACUUGUACAUGAUGCUGUGGAGAAAACCACGGACUGGGUCUAUGGCUUCUUUUCUUUGUUGUCUGACAUCAUCUCGUCUGAGGAUGGUGAAGAAGAUGAUGAUGAUGGAGCCGAGGACACUGAUAAAGGAGAAAUAGAGGAGCCUCCCUUGAAAAAAAAAGAAAUACACAAAGAAAAGACUGAAAAGCAGGAGAAACCUGAAAGGAAAAUACAAACUAAAGUUACACACAGAGAGAAAGAAAAAGACAAAGAAAAAGUGAAAGUAAAAGAAAAAGAAAAACCUGAAAAAAAAGCAACUCACAAGGAAAAAAUUGAGAAAAAAGAAAAACCAGAAACAAAGACAGUGGCAAAAGAGGAGAAGAAAGCUAAGACUAGAGAAAAGACUGAAGAAAAGAUUAAAAAGGAAGUGAAAGGUGCGAAACAGGAGAAGGUGAAGCAAACAGCUGCAAAAGUAAAAGAAGCACAGAAGCCAUCACCUAAACCCAAAGAGAAGGAUGAGAAAGAUGCUGCAGCUGUGUCCAAGCAUGAACAGAAAGAUCAGUAUGCAUUCUGUCGAUAUAUGAUUGACAUAUUUGUCCAUGGGGAUUUAAAACCAGGACAAAGCCCAGCCAUACCACCUCCGUUACCAACAGAACAAGCUUCCAGACCCACUCUGGCAUCACCUACUCUUGAAGAAAAAGAGGAAGAAAAGAAGAAAGAUGAGAAGAAAGUGACUUCUGAAACAAAAAAGAAAGAAAAAGAAGAUGUCAAAAUGAAAACUGAGAAGGAAACUGCCACGGAUGUGAAAAAAAAAGAGCCUGGCAAAACCCCAGAAACCAAACAAGGGACAAUAAAAGAUGCACCACAAGCAGCAACUAAAAAAGAUGAAAAGAAGGAAGAUUCCAAGAAAAUAAAAACACCUGCCGAAGAACUACCCAAGGGAAAAAAACAGGAAAAGAAAGAAAAACAUGUGGAACCAGCAAAGUCACCAAAGAAGGAACAUUCAGCUCCAAGUGAAAAACAAGUUAAAGCAAAAACUGAACGAGCCAAGGAAGAGGUUGGUGCUGUCUCAACUAAAAAAGCUGUACCUGGAAAGAAGGAGGAGAAAACAACCAAGACUGUGGAGCAAGAAAUUAGAAAAGAAAAAUCUGGGAAGACUUCUUCAGGUCUGAAAGAUAAAGAGCCUAUUAAGGGAAAAGAAGUGAAGGUUCCAGCUUCCCUAAAGGAAAAAGAACCUGAAAUUAAAAAAGAUAAAAAGAUGUCCAAAGCAGGCAAAGAGGUCAAGCCCAAGUCUCCACAGCCACCAGUAAAAAAAGAAGAGAAGCCAGAGUCACAAGUUAAAAAGGAAGCAAAACCAGCUUCACCUGAAAAAGCUCAAAUGCACAAACAAGACAUAGUGAAACCAGAAAAGACUGUUUCUCAUGGUAAACCAGAUGAAAAAGUUGCGAAGCAGGUAAAAGCUACCAUAAUAGAAAAAACAGUCAAACCCAAACCAACAAAAAAAGCUGAACAUCAAGAAAAAGAAUCUCCAUCUAUAAAAACAGACAAACCAAGACCAACUCCAAAGAAAACAUCAGAAGUAACAGAAUCAGUGAAGAAGAAAAUUGAAAUAUCUGAAAAGGAAAGUAAAGAAAAAGCAGAAAUGAAACAUCUUAAAGAAGAAAAAGUGCCAGCAAGAAAAGAAAGUCUUCAAUCGCACAAUGUGACAAAAGCAGAAAAACCUGCAAGAGUAUCAAGAGAGGAUACUGAAGCUGUACCAGCUUCAAUGAAAGCUAAAGAAGCUGAAGAAGUAUCUUCCACAAAGAAGCAAAAAAGCCCCAUCAGCUUCUUCCAGUGUGUCUACUUGGAUGGAUACAAUGGCUAUGGAUUUCAGUUUCCUGUCACUCCUGCACACCGCCCUGGAGAGAGCUCUGGCCAACCAAGUUCUCCAGGACAGAAGCAACAAGGAUAAUAAGACAUAUAUGCGCAGCCCUUAGAAGUGCUUUAAGAUCUUUUUAAUAGGAUCCUCUGUUUAUUCGCAGUGCCGUGGGCAAUUGAAAUCAUUUAGUCCGGGGAAUUUCUUUGAAAAUAUUUUACUCUUCUGCCUGGUGUAGAAAGAAAGGAUGAACAAAGGGACUGAAUGACAAGCUGACAGGUUGGAGGGUCUGGCGCUCAAGAAUCUGCCAUGUGUUUGUUGCUGGGUGUGGGUGCUUAUAUUUUUCUAUUUCCAUUCACUGUAGCAUUGUUCACAAAUUAAAUUUUACUUAAUAAUGGUCUUUUCAACAUAAUUGACACAAUUAAAAAUGAAAUUUCUGGCUUCAGUUAGAUAUUUACUAAGUGAAAACACAGACUAUGCUUUAAGUUUAAAGGGUGUAGAAGCUUAUACAAAAGCUGCUCUUUUGCAUCAUGUAGGUAUCUAAGCUCAAUUUACCCAAUAAGUUGAUGUUUAAUAGUUUAAUUUUAUUUCUGUGUCUAUUUCAGUUGUGACUGUGCUCUAAAAAUGGGUAACAGUUGCACCAAAGAAUGCUAUAAGUUCCUUGUGAUGCUCUUUUGGAGCUCAAAAUAUCUCUGAAUUUUAGACAUGAUAAGAUGGAGUAGAAAUGUUUGAUGAAUCUUAUCUCUAAGAUUUGUCUUGAAUUGUAAUUGAGACAUUCACUCCAGUAGAAAUGCACCAUCCAAUUAGGCAAGUCUGGUGAAUCAUUUGUUUAAAUAUAAGCAAAUUAGAUGUAGAAUUGUCAGAUUUCUCCAGACUGUGCCCUAGUGAAAAUAUCACCCGGGUGAAAUUUUAGAUCAAUCACUAAAUUUGGGUGACAGAUGAAAGAGUAUUUUCAUUUCACUUUAAUAGACUCAUCCUAUGGAGUUAAACAGGUUUUACUUUUCAAAACAGAAAAAUAUGAAUGUCAUCAAAGUUGAAAGCAUACAUUUUAACCAUAAGUGCUUCAUGAGAUGUCUUACUUGUUUUUUAGGUAAUUGGUUACCAGUGCCAAUGAAACAGAUGACAAUCUUUAACUCAUUUGACGACGCAUCACUGGGAAUAACUACUAUAGUUUUGCCAUCAUUUUGUUUCCCAGUGGUGUAAACACUUGUGAUUUUUUACCACAUUUUUCUAUCAACUCUAAAUGUCAUGGCAGGGAAUUCCCCGGCGGUCCAGUGGUUAGGACUCCGCACUUCCACUGCAGGGGACAAGGGUUCCGUCCCUGGUCAGGGAACUAAGAUCCUGCAUGCUGUGCGGUGCGGCCUAAAUAAAUAAAUAAAUAAAAAUAAAAGUCAUGCCACUGUGACCUUUAUCAUGUUUACAGUUGCAAUUCAACUUAUGACAUAUUAACUCAGGAAAUAAACUGAGUUAUUCUUUCUGGCUUUGUAAAAUUACCUUUAGCAAAAUCUAAAGCAGCCAGAGCCGAUACUAGCCAAGUCAUUUAUUUUCAAGGACUGCAACUAAGUUCUUUAGGGCCAAGAUGUAGAACACUGUUUUACUAAAAUAUCAUUAGGCUAGGGCAUCGGUCACGUUAAUUAUUAAUAAUGAAUUUUCAGUGACUUUUGUGAAAAGUUGGUCUCAGCCACAGGCUGGUGGACCUAAUUUACAUCACAAAAGCCAAUGGUACGAUGAACCAAGAUUAAUGACACUCCUUAUAGGGGUGCCUGGAAGUGUGUAACUUCAGUGCUGACCAGAUGGUACUAUCUUGUAAAGCCUCUUCAUGUAACAAUGAAAACUUGUGAGUAGGACAAUGAAUGAAGUUUAUUGCUCAACUGCUCCUCUAACUUGUCCAAUUUAAUGGCUAAAGGAAUAGAGAGCAAAUAUGAUAGUUUACUCAAUUUCGUAGAAAAGCAUGGUUUAUCCAUUCAUUCUUUUCAUUUAUUGACUAUUGAGCAUUUGCUCUUUCUAGGGCACUGUGUUAGGUACUGGACUGUAUAAGAAAAAUAUCAGAGAUAAAUUCUGCUCCCAGUGCUAUCCUGACACAAUAUGUGGUCUUGGAAUAGUUGCUUGUUUCCCUAUGUGUAAAAUAGGGAUUUCAGGACAAACAACUUUAUACCUCACAGACAUAUUGUGGAGGCUGACAAAUUAUCUUAAUACAGAUAUGACAUAAAAAAAUUUCUGAAAUAAUACUUUUGGAUGUGGCACUACUUUUCCCUCUGUGCAUUUCUACAUUAUAUUAUUGUUUCUUUCACUCUUAUUAUGAAAACUAUUUGAUAAAAAAAGACAAUUUCUUGUAAUUAGAAU